GGCUCGGGCUCGGACCCCGACUGGAGGCAGAGGCGGGCGCGCGGCCCGGUGAGCCCGGAGCCCACCCGGAUCCGAUCGGGCCGAGCGGGGGGCAUGCCCCGGCCCCCCCGGAGCCCCAGAGCGAACCCCGGAGCGCCGCCGCCCAGCGCCAGCGCCCCGCGGGAAGCCGCCGCCGAGGGGCCCUGAGCUGCAGCGCACCCCGCCCCGGAGCAGCCCCCCUCGGCUCGGCCUGCAAAGUGUGGACGUCUGCAAAACCAGGGUGGGCAUCUCUACUGGACUCCUCUGGACCCCCAAAAAGAAGGAUCUGAGACCUGAGCCCGUCUCAUCUCUCCCUGCCUGCCCCCCAGGACUGGACAGUUGCCGAAGGCCCUGGGGGGGGGCCCUGAACUGGAGUUGUGCCCCCCCCCUCAGCCCCACAGGAUGGGCCCAAGUUAACCAACCCUUGCUCACUCAGCACCGGCCAGGCCCAGAGGGCACCCCGGGGGUUCUGAAGGCCUGACUGACCGCUGCUCACCGCCAUGGAGACGAAGCUGCCCCCCGCCAGCACCCCCACCAGCCCCUCUUCCCCGGGGCUGUCACCCGUGCCCCCUCCAGACAAGGUGGACGGUUUCUCCCGCCGCUCGCUGCGCAGGGCCCGGCCACGGAGGUCUCACAGCUCCUCGCAGUUCCGAUACCAGAGCAACCAGCAGGAGCUCACCCCACUGCCCCUGCUGAAGGAUGUGCCAGCGGCGGAGCUGCAUGAGCUGCUGAGCCGGAAGCUGGCCCAGUGCGGGGUCAUGUUCGACUUUUUGGACUGCGUGGCCGACCUCAAGGGGAAGGAGGUGAAGCGGGCGGCCCUCAACGAGCUGGUGGAGUGUGUGGGCAGCACCCGGGGGGUCCUCAUUGAGCCGGUGUACCCCGACAUCAUCCGCAUGAUCUCAGUGAAUAUCUUCCGGACCUUGCCGCCCAGCGAGAACCCCGAAUUUGACCCAGAAGAGGAUGAGCCCAACCUUGAACCUUCGUGGCCUCAUCUGCAGCUGGUCUAUGAGUUUUUCCUUCGCUUCCUGGAGAGCCCAGACUUCCAGCCCUCCGUGGCCAAGAGAUUCGUGGACCAAAAGUUUGUGCUGAUGCUCCUGGAGCUGUUUGAUAGUGAGGACCCCCGGGAGCGGGAAUACCUCAAGACCAUCCUGCACCGGGUCUACGGCAAGUUCCUGGGGCUUCGGGCCUACAUCCGCAAACAGUGCAGCCACAUCUUCCUUCGGUUCAUCUACGAGCUAGAGCACUUCAAUGGGGUGGCGGAGCUGCUGGAGAUCCUUGGAAGUAUCAUCAAUGGCUUUGCGUUGCCCCUUAAGACGGAGCACAAACAGUUCCUGGUUCGGGUCCUUAUUCCCCUGCACUCUGUCAAGUCUCUGUCCGUCUUCCACGCCCAGCUGGCAUACUGUGUGGUGCAAUUUCUGGAGAAAGAUGCCACCUUAACAGAACACGUGAUCCGGGGGCUGCUCAAGUACUGGCCGAAAACCUGUACCCAGAAGGAGGUAAUGUUUCUGGGGGAGAUGGAGGAGAUUCUAGAUGUCAUCGAACCCUCCCAGUUUGUGAAGAUCCAAGAGCCCCUCUUUAAGCAGGUGGCUCGCUGCGUGUCCAGCCCCCACUUCCAGGUUGCAGAGCGGGCUCUGUAUUUCUGGAACAACGAGUACAUCCUGAGCCUCAUCGAGGACAACUGCCACACUGUGCUGCCUGCCGUGUUCGGGACCCUCUACCAGGUGUCCAAGGAGCACUGGAACCAGACCAUCGUGUCUCUCAUCUACAAUGUGCUCAAGACCUUCAUGGAAAUGAACGGGAAGCUCUUCGACGAGCUCACGGCCUCCUACAAGCUGGAAAAGCAGCAGGAGCAGCAGAAGGCCCGUGAACGCCAGGAGCUGUGGGAAGGCCUGGAGGAGCUGAGGCUGCGCCGGCUACAGGGGGCCAAGGAGGGGCCCCUCCAGCGGCUUGUGACACCCCAGGUGGCUGCCAGUGGGGGUCAGAGCUAAAGCCCCUCCCCAGGGGGCGGCACCUACCCCAGAGCGCUCAGUCCCUCCACCUCCACCCGCCCAGAGACCCCCGGCCUGGCCGGAGCAGGCGCGGGGCAGCCCAGGAGAGGCCGGCAGCGGUGGGCCUGGCACCGGACUCAGCCAGGGCGGGUGUGGCCAGGAAGCCAGAGUAUGGGGGGGGCCUGUUCCACAGAGCUGGGCUCCCCGCCCGGUCGUAGGGUCAGGGCAUCGGGCCCUUCCCUGCCCACCUUGUGCCAGCCGGCCUCCCUCACCCACCGUGGGCCCCGGGGUCUAUUUAUUCUCCCACCUCACCCUAACACACAUGCUGUCCUGGGCCUGGGGCGCCUUUCCCUCCUCGCCCUGUGCUUCCUCACCCCUUUUUAUUUAUUGGGCGGGGGGGAGGGCACCUGCAGAAGCGGUGAGGUGUGCCCCCCCACGGGUAGAUUAAUAAAGAGAGAAACUCGC
Molecule: messenger RNA, 2471 nt
Organism: Suncus etruscus (white-toothed pygmy shrew)
Lineage: Eukaryota; Metazoa; Chordata; Mammalia; Eulipotyphla; Soricidae
Gene: PPP2R5B
Product: protein phosphatase 2 regulatory subunit B'beta
Exons: 14
Coding region: 519-2006 (495 amino acids)
Biological process (GO): signal transduction; protein dephosphorylation
Cellular component (GO): nucleus; cytosol; protein phosphatase type 2A complex
Molecular function (GO): protein phosphatase activator activity
Source: RefSeq, a predicted model, not a curated record